Molecule: messenger RNA, 1493 nt
Organism: Mycena citricolor
Lineage: Eukaryota; Fungi; Basidiomycota; Agaricomycetes; Agaricales; Mycenaceae
Source: the annotation of a GenBank genome assembly
CAUUAGGCUUGGAUACGGGCACCAUCAUGAUGAGAUGAUGGUAUCAAUAUCAACUUCAAUCCGAGUCACGUGCCACACAGUAAUGUAAAACGGGGUCAAGGCCGGCGGUCCAGGCGCGACGAUAAGAGCCAAAAGCAAAACUCCGGACAUUCAAGCGCUCAAAGGGCACUCAGGAACCGGUGAAUUACACGCGGAAAGAGCUGAUUUACGCCUUGCUCGGUGAGUGACCACUGACCACUGACCACCUGUCCGAUCGGAUAUAUGCAUCCAUGUCCCCGGAUCAGAGUCGGUAAGACAACCGGGCGAUCCAUAUAUGUAGGUCGGCCACGUAGGUUGUUACCUCACGCUCGUCGUCUUUCCCCCUCGUCCCAGGACACGCAAGAUGUUCAUUCUGCCUGCGCCCGUCUCGGCCACCGCACUGCAGCUCGAGCUUGCCCUCCCGGCGUCUCCGGCAUGGGUCUCGUCGCUCAGCAUGCCGUACAUCCGCCUCGCCCUCGUGCUCCUCACGACGCUCGCGAUCCUGGCUCUCGUCAGGGUGGUCCUGUGCUCCCGCGCGCAUGCCGUCAUCCCCGUUGCACUGGCGGUUGAGAAGGCUGGAACGCCCGUUGCGACUGUCGCCACGAACGAGAAGACAGCAGAGCCGGCCGUGGGGCACACACGGUGGCUCGCUCGACUGCUGUCUUGGAAGAAGAAGUCGUCUUUGUCAGACAUAUCCGCAUCGGCUCCGUCUAUGGCACUCUCGCGGACUCUGCCCCUCGCCAUCCGUCCCUCUGUUGCGCCGCCCAUGCGCGGGCAGCGCGGAGUGCGCGGUGUGGGUCUCGCUCGACGGCCCGAAGUCCCUCGUGCCCUAGUCGAUGUCCCCUUGCCUGCCUUGUUCCAAUGUCAAACACCUGCUUCCAUGGCGAAAGCGAUCAUGAGCCGUCAUGUGAGUGGUUGUCCCUGUCCCAGCUCCUUUUUCUCCGGCGGCCCGCGCGGACUUUGCUCGGGCCCGAAGGUUUCUUCUCCUCCGAGCCUUACCCUCGCUUCUUCCGCAUCCGCCUUCGUGCUGACACCAUUUUUCUCCGCAGACGCACCGUCGUCCAUCUGCCAUCCCAUCCUCGUCCUCCCGUCGCUCAACGCCAUCGUCUCUCACUCGGUCUGUUUCCCACCCGUCUCCUUCCGCGGAGGAAGGAGCGGUGUGAUGCGACCGAGGAGCAGGGCCCAUCUGCCAGCGCCCGGGACAAUCCGGCCGCUGCUGCUGAUGGGUCCGUGAUGACGAACUGACGACUGUCACGAGGUGGACUCUUCGCUGCAUGAAGAACGUCCACCAUACCACAUACCACACACACUCGAUACGAAAGAGGCGCGCCGCGGGCUUUUUCUGGUCCUCGGAUCCAGCCUGUAUGCGCGUCCUCCUGAUCGGGCCGCGCUGCCCGCCAGUGCCGCAAGUCUAUUCUAUUACUACGUUAUUGUCCACAAUUUGAAUUCAAUGGUACUAAAUUAUAUCUACGAAA